GUUUGCGACUGCUCCAAUGAAAGUGACAAUUGAUUAGUCAUGUCUCAUUCAGUUGAUUCGGAUUAUGUGACAUUUUUAUUUUUAGAACUUGGCUUGUGGUUUAUUUGUUGCGCCAGUAUUAUCCUGACAGCACGCCGAGGUUGCAUAAUGUGUGUUUCUAAGCACAGCGCUCCAUGACCAUGAUGGAUGACGGAACUUCUUGCGAGAACACUCCGGACCUAAGAGACAUAGAGGCGAAGAUCGGCCGCAAGACCCCCGAGGGCUUGCUCAGGUGGAUGCGGGAUGAGGCAGCCUCUCUCCGGGGAGAAGACAAACUGGCCCCCGCCGCGCAGGAAACCACCAAGGAGACUGGAAAGAAAAGCCUCGAUGAAAAGAUAACAAUAUUGAAGACCGAGAUGGCACACUUGCGCUCGGCGGACAUUAAGAUCCUACAGCAGUUGCUGGCCGUCCACGAGGGCAUCGAGGCAGUCAAAUGGUUGCUGGAAGAGCGCAGCACGCUCACCAGCCGAUGCAGCAGCCUGACCAGCAGCCAGUACAGUCUGGGCGAAGGCCCCGACACCUCCUGGAGAGGCUCCUGGAGCAGCCUUCACGACUCCAACGACAAGCUGGACAACAUUUCCAUCGGCAGUUACCUGGACACCCUGGCCGACGAUAUGGAUGAAUACUGUCCCUCCAGCUCAGAGUCGGUGGUCGUCUGCUCUUCCACGCCGCAGGUCUCCGAGGCUCCCGCGGGGGGCCGGACGGCGGAGGUCUCCUCGGCCAAGGUCUCUGCUACGGCGACUGGACAGAAGCCUACAGAGACUGGCCAUGGAGCUCCAAUUGACAUUCACUCCCGAUCAAACGAGAACCUUAUCAGUGAUGUCAAUGGAAACGGGGUCGCUGGAGGUGAAAGGGGAAAGAUAUUCGUUCCCAACAACAUUCCAGAAGCCAAGCCAGAGGCUUUAGUUUGCACCAAGUUGGCGGAGGCAGGCUCGGUUUCUUUGAACGCUACCUUGAGCCAGAGCACCAAGGCCAACGGGAAGGUGGAGAAGACGACGGCGACCGGCAGCCGCGCUCGCAUGGCCCUCAAACAGAGCCCCAAAUGUAAAGCUUACAAAAAUGGGAAGGUUGACUUGGAUACUUGCAAAGUUGGAAACGGCAGAAUGCAUCUGGAGUAUGAUGCUCACUGGCGCUGGGUGCAGUCACAAGAAGAUGUGACCUUUUUGUGAAACUACUGAGCAGCCAAUCAUGUCUACAAAUGGGCUGGAAAGAAAGCAACUUAUAAUAAUGUGAUUAUUAUAUUAUUUUCACUUUGAACUUACAAUGGUACCAGUCCUGUGCAGGUGUGUUUUCUCAGGCUACCUUUUAGCUUCUACGUAUUUCAACCCCAAGCACAGCGAAAGGAUCUCCCUGAAACAUUAUUGUUGCCGUUCACCCCAAAACACUCCUUCUUAAUACGACUUUGUAUUUAACAGCUUAACAACCAUUUUUCUCCUGGCUAUAAAUAAUAUAUCUUGAGCUAUUGUGAAGGUUGUCUCUAUCAAGAAUCUACACCGUGUCAGUGUCGUAGACCAAAGUCGACCCAUUGGGCUCACCCAAUUUUGCUACAUGCUAAUACAAUGAAUUAGUGUGUGAUCUGUUAGCAUGAUUGUCUCAAACAAGUGGCGCUAGUUACUUGAGCUAAAUGUCAAGGGUGUUCCCCUCAUUCUCCAUCCCCGUGAUGCAAAUAGUUGUCUUCUACUGAACCCUCAAUGGUUAACCUACUACCAUGGGUAGUACCGGCCAUACGUUGAUGUCAAAGUACUUUCCAUGGCUAGUUGGAGGUCCAUUUGGAAUAUGCCUUCUCUGUCACACCCAAAAUGUUGACUUGUUUAUUGCAAGCACAUUUGUGCCUGAUUGCUGGAAACCUUAAAUAUGAUGUACAUGCUUGUUCCUUCCUUCCUUCCUUCCUUCCUUCCUUCCUUCCUUCCUUCCUUCCUUCCUUCCUUCCUUCCUUCCUUCCUUCCUUCCUUCCUUCCUUUCUUUCUUUCUUUCUUUCUUUCUUUCUUUCUUUCUUUCUUUCUUUCUUUCUUCCUCCCUUCCUCCCUUCCUCCCUUCCUCCCUUCCUCCCUUCCUCCCUUCCUCCCUUUCUCCCUUUCUCCCUUUCUUCCUUUCUUCCUUUCUUCCUUUCUUCCUUUCUUCCUUCCUGCCUUUCUUCCUUCCUGCCUUUCUUCCUUUCUUCCUUUCUUCCUUCCUUUCUUCCUUCCUUUCUUCCUUCCUUCCUUCCUUCCUUCCUUCCUUCCUUCCUUCCUUCCUUCCUUCCUUCCUUCCCUAUCUCCCUCCCUCCCUCCAAACGGAUGCACUAUUUCUGUGGUAUCGGGUUAUCAAUGUAUUUUGCCUGCUCCUGCCUUCUGCUUGUGUGUUUAAAGGGGCGAGACCGAGACCGAGACGAGCGUUUUGACCGGACAGGUGAACGCAUGACUUUCGAAAUAAAACUCCGUUAACAUUCUGAUCAAUCAAA
Messenger RNA from Syngnathus typhle (broad-nosed pipefish), 2479 nucleotides. RefSeq names its product leucine rich adaptor protein 1 (gene lurap1). NCBI's taxonomy places the organism in Eukaryota, Metazoa, Chordata, Actinopteri, Syngnathiformes, Syngnathidae. The record is from RefSeq and is a predicted model, not a curated record. The transcript is spliced from 3 exons. Gene Ontology annotation, biological process: positive regulation of cytokine production; positive regulation of canonical NF-kappaB signal transduction. The coding region runs from base 174 to 1208 and encodes 344 amino acids.